Mesorhabditis spiculigera is the source of this 1443-nucleotide messenger RNA. NCBI's taxonomy places the organism in Eukaryota, Metazoa, Nematoda, Chromadorea, Rhabditida, Rhabditidae. The record is from the annotation of a GenBank genome assembly.
AUGGGUGAGGUCUACGUCGACCGGAAUGUUGACCACGAUUUUGAGGAAGUAUCUAACCCCGUUGCCCCGGAAGCCGUCCGGAUCGUCGAAGUGAAUGAUGGCGACGCCGAUCACACCUUCUCCCUAAAUGAAGCAGCGCUCGAGAAGGUGCUUCUCGACAAAAGAUACGCAGACAAAAAGGUCGCCGUGAUCGGUGUCGCUGGCGCCUACAGGAAAGGAAAAUCCUUUCUUCUCAAUUUCUUCCUGCGAUACCUCGAGGCUUUGGAGCGAAAUGACGGUCAAAAAGAGGGCAACUGGAUGCAGCCGGAAACACCGCUCAAGGGCUUCUCGUGGCGCGGCGGCAGCGAGCGUGAAACGAACGGAAUUCUGAUUUGGGAACGUCCGUUCAUCGUCAAGGAUUUGCACGGCGAGGAGAGCCUCAUCUUCCUGGUGCGCGACUGGAGUUUCCCCUACGAAGCGGAAUUCGGGUUCAAUGGCGGCCAACGGACACUAGAGAAGCGAUUACAAGUUUCCGACAAGCAGCACCCGGAGCUCCAGCAAUUGCGCACACACAUCCGGGCCUGUUUCGACGACAUUCAGUGCUUUUUGAUGCCACACCCCGGGCUGAAGGUGGCUACGAACCCCAAUUUCGAUGGGAAGCUGACUGAUAUCGAACCCGAAUUCCAACACUCGCUGCACGCCCUGAUCCCGCGCAUCCUCGACGGGGCCAACCUGGUGCUGAAGGACAUCAAUGGGGGCAAAGUGACUUGCCGCGAGCUCGUCGAGUACUUCAAGGCCUACAUGAAGAUCUUCCAGGGCCAGGAGCUGCCCGAGCCGAAAUCUAUGCUAAUUGCGACUGCCGAGGCAAACAAUUUGGCUGCAGUCUCCAGCGCACGGGCGCUCUACAGCCGUAAUAUGGAAGAGGUGUGCGGUGGUGACAAGCCGUACAUGUCCACCUCCGAGCUGGGAGUGGAGCACGAGCGCUGCAGAAACGAGGCCAUUCGGGAAUUCCGAAAUGCGCGCAAGAUGGGUGGCGCCGACUUCAGCAUGCAAUUCCUUGACCGAUUGGAGCAGGACAUCGGGGAGACCUUCGAGAACUUCAAGAAGUCGAACGAGGGCAAGAACCUGUUCAAGUCGAUGCGUACGCCUGCAGUGCUCGUGUCGAUGAUGAUCGUCGACUACAUCAUCCAGCAGUUCUUCUACCUAAUUGGCUGCGACGGAAUCGCCGGCAUUUUCUCGUCCGUGUUCAUGAUCGUGCUGUUCGCUCUCUCCGCCUGGGCCUAUUCCCGUUAUUCGGGCAACCUUCGCGAAGUCGGUGGACAUGUGGACGAGGCGGUGAACUGGCUGUGGCGUGAGUUCAUCUCACCCAACACGCAGUACAUGGGCGCCCUCGGCGGUGCUGUGCAGCUGGGCGAGCAGCUCCAGAACGCGUCUCAACCGGCUCGGACAGAUCGUAAAAAUCGC